Zingiber officinale is the source of this 1515-nucleotide messenger RNA. Its product is annotated as trimethyltridecatetraene synthase-like. NCBI's taxonomy places the organism in Eukaryota, Viridiplantae, Streptophyta, Magnoliopsida, Zingiberales, Zingiberaceae. The record is from RefSeq and is a predicted model, not a curated record. The transcript is spliced from 2 exons. Bases 1 to 1515 code for a protein of 504 amino acids. Gene Ontology annotation, molecular function: heme binding; iron ion binding; monooxygenase activity.
AUGGAGCUAAUUAUCACUUUCUUGGUCAUCGCAUUAGUACUUACACUCGCACUUCCGGCCGUCCUCCGCCACAGCCGCCGCAGCAAGUUUAACCUUCCCCCGGGUCCUAAGCCAUGGCCGGUGAUCGGAAACCUCCACCUGAUCGGCCCGCUUCCCCAUCAAUCCCUCCACGCCCUCGCCAAGAAGCACGGUCCUCUCAUGUACCUGCGCCUCGGCUCCCGCCCCACUGUCGUCGGUUCCUCCGCUGCCGCAGCCCGGUUCUUCUUCAAGACCCACGACCUUUCCUUCUCCGACCGCCCCAACACGGUCGUCGGCAAGUACACCGCAUACAACUCUUCCGACAUCGUAUGGUCAUCCUACGGUCCCUACUGGCGCCACGUCCGCCGACUCUUCCUCUCAGAGCUUCUCAACGCCAAACGCCUCCACUCCUUCUACUCCAUCCGCGUCGACGAGGUCCACGCCCUCCUGCGCAGCAUUUUCAACGCGUCUCCAUCGGUCCUACUCAAGGAAUUGCUCUUCGCCUUCACGUUCAAUGUAAUUAGCCGCAUGGCAUUCGGAAGGCAAUACGUGGCACAGGACUUCGAGAAAGGGAUCGACGAAUUCAUGCUACUUCAUGGAGUCUUCAACCUCGGCGACUUCAUUCCCUGGCUCGGAUUCCUCGACCUGCAAGGCUACGUACGCCGGAUGAAACUACUGAGCCAGAAGCUCGACGUUUUGUACGAGCAAAUUCUGGUCGACCACGAGGAGCGCCGCCACCUCGAAGGUGACACCUUCGUGGCCAAGGACAUGGUAGAUUUGCUCCUUCUGAUGGUCGAUGAUCAUCCAACCACAGACGACGAUACCAGACUUCAUAGAGACAACGUCAAAGCUUUCAUUCAAGACUUGAUCGUUGGCGCCACCGAUACGCCUUCGUUGACCAUAGAAUGGGCCAUCUCCGAGCUCGUCCGGAACCCCGAGAAACAGAGGAAGGCAGCCGAGGAGCUGGAACGGGUGGUUGGCCGCGAGCGGUGGGUGGAGGAGGAUGACAUCCCACAGCUGCCGUACCUGGUGGCCAUCGUCAAGGAAACAAUGCGCUUGCACCCGGCGGCGCCGCUUCUCUUGCCGCGGCUCGCUCGGGAGCACGCCGUCGCGGGUGAGGACUGCGGCGGGUAUGACGUCCCCGCGGGGACGCGCGUGCUGGUUAACGUGUGGGCCAUGGGGCGGGACCCGGCUGUGUGGGAGUCGCCGGAAGAGUUCUGGCCGGAGCGAUUCUUGGGCAGCGCGGUCGACGUGAAGGGCCAGGACAUGGAGCUGGUGCCGUUCGGGGCAGGGCGAAGGAUGUGCGCAGGGUACGGAUUGGGACUGAAGAUGAUCCAGUUAGUGCUGGCCAAUCUGGUUCAUGGAUUCGAGUGGCUUCCGCCGGCGGGGAUGAGGCCGGAGGAGGUGAGCAUGGAGGAGGCGGGCGGUAUAACUCUGACGAUGAAGGUGCCUCUGGAGGCUAUCGUCGUGCCCAAACUGCCACAUCACCUUUACUGA